CUUUCCCUAUUUCUUUCUCUUGCUCCUCUUAGAAAUUUAGGGCUUCGGGCCAAAAGACUGAAACCAUCUUUCGGACCGAAGCUGUUUGUAUGACAUCUGGGAGAACUGUGUACAAAAUAUAAAGUCCAAAUUUGAUUAUUUAAGUGAUUCUCCAGCUAUGGAGAAAGCGAUAACGAAGAAUUUUGUCGCAAAAUCACGUAUUUUAGUUUAUCCAGUCUAUGAAAUUUUAGUAAUAAAAAUUCAUUUGCAUGCAUGUCCGUUAGAAAAUUAAUUCUUGCAUCAGUUUUGUAGUGGAAUUGACAUAUUUUCGUUCUCCUAGAUUAGCUAACAAGUAUCUCAUUUUUGUAUUCCAAUUAGAUGGUCAGCAUUAAGUAUAAUCAGAAAAGUCUUCAAUAUUCAUUCAGCUUGCUUUCAAUAGAAAGUGAUGCUUUGUUAAAUGAAAAAUUUAUUUUUCUUUUCACUUCAUGACUUGUGAUUGUUAUUCAUCAGUUCUUGAAAAACUAAAUGAACUUUUUCACAGAAUUCCUUUACUAAGCCUAUUUCGUACUGGUAAAUUUUAAUAUAUCACAGGUAUACUUCGAUACAUAAAUAUGUUACGGUGAUUGCAAACGUAAAUAUGAGCUUGAAAAAUUAAGUGUAUGACUAUUGUACUCAAUGAUAGUUUUGUUGAGUGCGUGAUGAAUCCAUUAACAACGGAAAGGAGUUUUCUUGAGGCAUUUCUUUCUCUAAACUUGUUGCUGAAAUGUGCCUAUAGCUGUUGAACUCCAGUAUGUGUUGGUGCACAACACGAAAAGUGAAUAAAUACUGUGUUAGGCAUUUUUAAAGAAUAAACAGGUUAGUAUUCUGCUGAAAUGGAAAUUCAUAACAGAUUUGUCUUCUUAAACUUCUGCUAAAGGAAAAAUCAAUAACAGAUUGUUUUCAUUAAACUGUUUGUUUCAUUGAACUGUAAACAGAUUGUUUUCAUUUGACGUAAAUUUUUUUUAAAGUUGCGAUAUCUAAAAUACAUAUCACAGUGAUAUUGCAGUUUAACUGAUUCACAAGACCAUGUGGGGACUAAAAAUCAAAAGGAAAUGCUUAAGCAAUUUCUUAUUUUUUUUUUUCCAAAUAUUAAAUGAAAUACUUGUGUAUGAAUCCAUGAAACAUAUUUAAGUAGAUAUACUACUCUAAAACUUUAAUUUUAUACAUCUGUUCUUCUGGGAUUGGAAUCUUUGAAUGAAUAAUAUAUGUAAAUGAAUAAUCAGCCUUCAUAAGGUAUAUUUAACUAGUGGUUUUCAAGGGUAGAUAUUUUUAAAGAUGCAUAUGAACAUGCACAGUGGGAAGGAUUGUUACACAUGUGAAAUUUGUUACCAAUUCUUUGUGCAAAGUUGUGACUUAGAAAGACAUAUGCUUGCACAUACAAAGCAGACUCCUAACACAUGUGCUGUAUGUGACUGUACUUUUGCACAAAAGUCUUCUUUACAGGCACAUAUGCUGAUCCAUACAGGAGAAAAACCUUAUGUAUGUGAUACUUGUAAUAAACCAUUCAGGCGAAAGGAGCGUUUGUUGGAACAUAUGCACAUUCACACAGGUGUGAAACCUAAUGUAUGUGAUAUAUGUAAUAAAUCGUUCACACGAAAAGAGCGUUUAGUGCUUCAUAAGCGUAUCCACACAGGUGAGAAACCAUAUGUGUGUGAAGUUUGUAACAAAGCAUUCACUGAAAAGGAGCGUUUGGUAGUGCAUGCACGAACCCAUACUGGAGAGAAACCUUACAUGUGUGAUAUGUGUAACAUGUCUUUCACACAAAAGGUUAAUUUAAUGAUGCACAUGCAAAUUCAUACAGGCGAAAAACAUCAUGCAUGUGAUGUGUGUAACAAAUUGUUCAGAAAAAAGCAUGACUUAAAGUUGCAUAAGCGUCUUCAUACUGGAGAAAAACCUCAUGUAUGUGUCACAUGUAAAAGGGCAUUUGCAGAAAAACAAAAUUUAGCAAAGCAUAUGCGCAUUCAUACUGGAGAAAAGCGUCACAUGUGCGAUAUAUGUCGCAAGUCAUUCACGCGAAAUUUUGGUUUAUUGGCACAUAUGCGCACACACACUGGAGAGAAACCAUAUGCGUGUGAAUUAUGUAGCAGAUCGUUCACUCAGAAAUGUAGUUUAAUAAAGCAUAUGCGUGGUCAUACAGGAGAGAAACCUUAUCUAUGUGAUAUAUGCGACAAAUCGUUCACGCGGAAGCAGCAUUUAAUGAAUCAUACACGUCUUUUUCACACAGAGAAGGAAGCUCACACAGCACCAAAUCAAGAGGAAAAUCAUAUAGGUGGCAAUGAAACUUGACUGUAUUCCAAAUAUAUCAAAAAAUUAAUUUGAAAAGUUAUCUAUUUGAGGUUAUAUAUAGCUGCCAGCUGUUCUGGUUUAUCUUCACAUUUCGUGGUCUCUCGCUAGAUCAUCGAAUCUCCUGGUUUUUAAUUUUUAGCCUUUACUAAGAAUAAUGUUUGUAAGUAAUAAAUGAAAUUCGUUUAAUUAA
Messenger RNA from Stegodyphus dumicola, 2494 nucleotides. RefSeq lists its product as uncharacterized. NCBI's taxonomy places the organism in Eukaryota, Metazoa, Arthropoda, Arachnida, Araneae, Eresidae. Gene Ontology annotation, biological process: regulation of transcription by RNA polymerase II. The record is from RefSeq and is a predicted model, not a curated record. Gene Ontology annotation, molecular function: RNA polymerase II cis-regulatory region sequence-specific DNA binding; DNA-binding transcription factor activity.